Kickxella alabastrina is the source of this 820-nucleotide messenger RNA. RefSeq lists its product as uncharacterized. The record is from RefSeq and is a predicted model, not a curated record. Lineage: Eukaryota; Fungi; Kickxellomycota; Kickxellomycetes; Kickxellales; Kickxellaceae. The coding region runs from base 248 to 712 and encodes 154 amino acids. The transcript has a single exon. Gene Ontology annotation, cellular component: plasma membrane.
AUUUUAUUUCUCCCUUUUGCAUCAACUGAUUAGAAAAUAUUGGGUCAAUUUUUCAAUCUUUAAUUCAUCGGCCUUGCUUCUCGUUUCAAAAAAAUUAUCCUUGCAAUUUUGUUUCUUUCUUUUUCAAAGCUAUUUUCGUUACCAAUACUUUUUUGUUACCAACUCCCAAAAAACUCAUAUUCCCUCCUAUCUUCUCGAUCAUUAUUAAUUUAUAAACAUACACACACAAAACAACUAAUUUCAGACAAUGACGGCUCUCAGCGAGGUAUCACUCGGAGUGAUUCUACUUAUAAUCGGCGGAUUCUGUACGGGUAUCCAAGGCCCUAUGAACGGACGCCUAGCAAUGUCGACCUCCGGUUCCUUCGCAUCCUUUCUCACCUUCAUCAUUGGAUUCUGGCCUCUCCUCAUAUACUUCCUGGCAGACACCAAGGGAGGCAAAACCAUAGACUGGCCAACGGCAACGAGAAACACCCCCGGAUAUGCCUGGUUGGGAGGAGUAUUUGGUAUCAUCUUUGUUCUGAUCGUUGCUGUGGUUAUUCAUCGUCGGGGCGCGGCCAUCACUAAUGGAAUUAUUGUCGUUACUCAACUUAUUGUUAGCGUUAUUAUUGAUCAGUAUGGCGCUUUUGAUAACGAACAGAGGGAGUGCACGGGGCUGAGAGGCGGUGGAUUGGCGUGUAUGAUUGUUGGAAUUGCUCUGGUUACUCUGUAUUAAGCAUGAGGUGGUAAAGAUGGGGGAAUAGGAUGAAAUGGGCUGCUUUUGCUUAUAUUGCUUCAAUACACAAUUUUUUAUUGUUCACUUUAUAUACUGCUUACACUAGAU